CAUGUGAUUCAAGAGACUGGUCCGUGAGAGCGGAACAUGCCUAAUUCUGUCGUUAUUAAACUCCACUAAGCAUUUAACUAAUGUAAGAUUAGUAGUUUCCGGGUUCCGCGGACACGUCUGCGGGUAUGGAUCGCGCUGUUUCGCUUUGCUGAAAUGUAAGAUCAAUAAGUAAACGGGGAUCAGUUAAACAAGGCGAUCGUGACGCCCUGAUGGACGCGUUUUGCUUUCUAUUUGAGAUCUGCAUUUCCGUUUUGGAGCUGCCGGCCACAGUGCUGCAUCACCCUAUAAUAAAGCGUCGGUAAUUGCGCUUGUGCUUUGCUGAUUAUUACCGAACUGCCAGUGAUGAUACAGGUGCCAGCUCAUAAGAGAAACUAUGCCGGUGCGUAACGGAUACAACCUUGUGGAUGACAUAGGGGACUCGCAAGUACCUGUUCACAAUGAAGAGGCUUUCCAGCAUGGCAUUCACUUUCAAGCCAAGUACGUGGGCAGCCUGAACAUGCCGAGGCCCGGCAGCCGCGUGGAGAUCGUGGCGGCUAUGCGGAGGAUCAGGAAUGAAUUCAAAGCAAAGUGCAUUAAGAAGAAGAAGGUGAACAUUGUCAUAUCUGUGGAUGGAGUGAAGGUAGUUCUUUGGAAGAAACAGAAGAGGAAGGAGUGGACUUGGGACGAGGCCAAGAUGCUGGUGAUGCAUGACCCAGUAUACAGGAUUUUCUAUGUGUCCCAUGACUCCCGUGAGCUGAAGAUCUUCAGCUACAUUGCCCGGGAUGGAUCCAGCAGCUCCUUCCGAUGCAACGUGUUCAAAACCAAGAAGAAGGCCCAGGCAGUGUGCAUCGUGCGGACGCUGGGCCAAGCCUUCGAGGUUUGUCACCAGCUGAGUCUGCAGCGAGCCCAGCAGCAGGGCGAGAACCAGGCUGACGGGGAGAGCGGCGAGGCGUCCACAGAGGGUCAUCAGUGGACUGGAGGGGAAAAUGAUGAAAAAAACGGAACAGAGAAGAAGCUUCUUAAAGGGCUUAUUGGAGAAGUUCCCGGGAUCCUGGAGUCUAGCUAUGUCCUUAAAGACUGGGAUUUACAGAUUUGUGGCCUUCAGGAUGGCGAGCAGGAUCUGCUGAGCGUGGAGGGGGCCCUGUGUUCCCUGCCUCCCAGGGACCCUGCAGCCUCCACUCACCUUUCGCUGUCCAACCAGCACCACCUGCACCUUCUCCAGCACCAGCUCCUCCAGCAGCAAACUCAGACGCAUGUGGCCCUCGCCCAGGUGCAGCUCCUCCAAGGACAGCUGGCUGCUGAGGCCGCUGCCCGGCUGGAGGCUGAAAGCCAGAUACAGCAGCUUCAGCUCCAUAACAGGGAGCUGCUCCAGCAUGUGGCACUGUUGGUCAAGCAGCUCAGAGACCUGGAAAGCAGAGUCCCCGGUACCAUCCAGGAUGGGGGGAUCUCCAGAUGGGGGUCUGCAGGGUCUCUCAUCCUAAGAAACCACGGCCUAGAGAACGACGAGGCCGUCCCCUCCACCGGCCUGGCGGAGGACCCCACAAGCCCCUCAGCACCAGCGGCCCUGGCAGAGUCCUACCUCAGUCUCCUCAGUCUGGAGAACGAGGCCCAGACGGAGGCCAGGAGAGCAGACACCGGGCCGGUGGGAUCGGGGGGAAGGCAGGACAAAGUUACCCCUGGCGUCGCCGGAAAUGAGACGGUGCGGAUUAACUCCCGCACCAUUAGACGAGUGACUGAAUGGUUUCAUCACACUGUCCCUAAGCUGAAUCCUCCUCCCCCCAUCAUGAACCGCAAGCGGGCAAACAAAUUAAACUUUUUGGGCCGAACCAAAUCUAAUUCCAAGACUGUAGCCAUCGAAAUGGAGGAGAGGGUACACCUGCAGGACAUCAAGCCCUGUGAUGCCUCCUCCCUCGGCAACAGCGAGAGCGAAUCCUGCUCAACCAGCGAGGAUUCUGGGGUGGUGAGGAGCGAGAAGUGCCCCCACUCGCCCCAACACGAGGGGCCCUUUGAGAACCAGGGGCCGUGCCUGUCUGCCGCCAGCAGCUGCAGCGGCCGGCUAGAAGACCCUGCUGCCUUUAGGAGUGCCUCAGUUCCCCUUCUUCCCCCAAGUCCUGUCGUCACCCCUGGAGGCCCAGCAAGCCCAUCGUCUCUCUAUUCCUUAGCUCACAAGACCUGUCUCCACAUCAGCUUGUCAGAGGAUGAACUGAUGCAUGCCAAGUCGCUGGAUCUCAGCAUCAGUAGCCGGAAGUAGGCGGCAUGGAGAGAUCUGAUCCAGGAUUCUUUUAGAUCCCCUAACCAGAAGUCCUACACUCUAUGGGAGAUUCAUGCGCUAGCACAACACUCCCUUAAACAAUCCAUUUUUAUAAACUGACUUUUAUAUCUAAAGCCCUUAAUAUGAUAUACAUUGUUGAAGUUAAUUUAUAGUGUAAGAUAGAAUUAAUAUGCAGUUCUUGCCAAUGCUGCCCACAAAUGAUUGGACUUUAUCCUGUACAGCAGUCGUUCACGCCAUUUGUUGGGCAGUAUGUGGCCAUGAAGGCCUAAUUGUAAAAUGGAUAUCAUUAUUGUUAUUAAUAAAACAAGUAGCACUCUAUAUAA
Brienomyrus brachyistius is the source of this 2574-nucleotide messenger RNA. RefSeq names its product carboxyl-terminal PDZ ligand of neuronal nitric oxide synthase protein-like. The record is from RefSeq and is a predicted model, not a curated record. Bases 374 to 2230 code for a protein of 618 amino acids. Gene Ontology annotation, molecular function: nitric-oxide synthase binding. The transcript is spliced from 11 exons. NCBI's taxonomy places the organism in Eukaryota, Metazoa, Chordata, Actinopteri, Osteoglossiformes, Mormyridae.